Molecule: messenger RNA, 834 nt
Organism: Rhizopus microsporus ATCC 52813
Lineage: Eukaryota; Fungi; Mucoromycota; Mucoromycetes; Mucorales; Rhizopodaceae
Exons: 5
Coding region: 1-834 (277 amino acids)
Source: RefSeq, a predicted model, not a curated record
AUGAUUAACCAUUUUAUAAACAAAAAGCUUUUUACCCUGGUCUUCUUUUUCUUUAAAAUAUCCCCUACUGCUACUUCUACAUUAAAGCCUACUUUGGAAAAUGCUGUCUUCAAGAUCCAACAGCUGACUACUAGUGUUAACUAUGGAUUUAAUGAUAUGUGCAGCAAUUUUGAAGCAAUGUUGGAAGAAACCAAGAAUUUGAAAGAAGCAGUAAUUCUCCUUAAGCAGCAAGCUACUGUGCUCACAGAAGAAGUUGCAUACCAAGUGCCUAAGACUCCAUUGAGGUUGCUGCUACCACUGAGCUUUUCGCAGCUCACUUGUUCCCUGGCCGCAACAUCCCCGAGCCUAGAGCAAGAGAUGCAUGCUCUGGUCAUCAUUGAUGAGGUACGUGGUCCUGAAUACGAGAAGAUUAACGAUGAAAUGCUUGAUACUUGCAAGGUGAAUGUCUCAUCAACCCUUGUCAAAACUGUCAUUGAUGGUAUAAAAAGAAAAUUUGCCAUCAAGAAAGACAGCACCCGGCGAAGUGUCGCUGAUGAUGCCCGGCUUGAUGCCAUUCAAGAGCUGGAAGCUAAGACAUUGCCUUAUAUUUCCCUUCGUGCUUGGGUUGGCUCUUGGGGAGCAAACAUACUCCUCGACCAUUACUGGUCUUCUUUCCGUCGACGAAACAAGAAGCAAGCUACCAGUGAUAAUGAUGUAGCUGAAAUAGUCCAAGACUCAUUAAAUAGAUCGCGGCUGGUGAUUUCUGAAGCGAUGAGCACAUCAAUUGUAGACGAAAAAUUCACAUUUGACUUCAAUGCAAGCUUUGACCUCACUGUUGAUGAUCCUCAGAAGUAG